Messenger RNA from Scomber scombrus (Atlantic mackerel), 1569 nucleotides. It is a transcript of the gene serpini1, whose product is annotated as serpin peptidase inhibitor, clade I (neuroserpin), member 1. Gene Ontology annotation, molecular function: serine-type endopeptidase inhibitor activity. The coding region runs from base 107 to 1357 and encodes 416 amino acids. NCBI's taxonomy places the organism in Eukaryota, Metazoa, Chordata, Actinopteri, Scombriformes, Scombridae. The transcript is spliced from 9 exons. Gene Ontology annotation, biological process: negative regulation of endopeptidase activity. The record is from RefSeq and is a predicted model, not a curated record.
GGCUGUGAGCUGCAGCGCUGGAGGAGAGCAGCAGAGAGAGACCGCACACAUCCAUCCAUCCAUCCCAAUUCAUCACCGUUUAUCGUUAUCUGUGGUCUGUGCUGCGAUGUUGAUCCUGGACGUUUUGUCCCCGCUCCUCCUCCUCUCCAUCCUGUUGCCGGGCUACGGUUGCCGGGCGGCGGACAUUCCGGAGGACACAACAUCAGAGUUCUCGGUCAGACUGUACCACCAGCUGCAGGCAGCGGGGGGUCAGGACAACAUCAUUUUCUCCCCGCUGAGCGUGGCCAUUGCCCUGGGUAUGGUGGAGCUGGGAGCCAGGGGAGCUUCACUGGAGGAGAUACGACAGACUGUAGGAUUCAGCCACCUGCUGCCAGGUGUGGAGUUCUCAUUGCUCCAGAACCUGACAGAGGCUCUGUCAGACGAUGACGCCCACUAUGUGAUUCGAUUUGCCAAUAGCCUCUUCUUGCAAGAAGGCGUCACCUUUAACCCAGAGUUCCUGCAUCUGAUGAGAAAGUAUUUCCGGGCCGAAGUGGAGACCGUUGACUUCAGUGAAUCGGCAGCUGUGGCAGACCAGAUCAACAGCUGGGUGGAGAAUCAUACCGAGAGUAAGAUCCGCGAGCUGCUGUCUGCCGAGGACUUCAGCAGCGUGACCCGUCUGACCCUGGUGAACGGCGUCUACUUCAGAGGCUCCUGGAAAAACCAAUUCAGACCAGAGAACACAAGAACCUUCUCCUUCAGCAAAGAUGACGGCUCUGAAGUCCAGACGCUCAUGAUGUACCAACAGGGAGACUUCUACUAUGGUGAGUUCAGCGAUGGCUCCCAGGAAGCCGGUGGUGUGUACCAGGUGUUGGAGAUGCCGUAUGAAGGAGAGGACAUGUCCAUGAUGAUCAUCCUGCCUCGUCAGGAGGUACCGCUGGCUUCUCUGGAGCCCAUCAUCAAAGCGCAACUGCUGGAGGAGUGGGCUAACAAUGUGAAACGGCAAAAGGUGGAAGUCUAUCUACCUAGGUUCAAAGUAGAACAGAAGAUCGACCUGAGGAGCACUCUGCAGGAGCUGGGAAUAAAGAACAUCUUCACCAACGAUGCUGAUCUCUCCGCCAUGACAGAUGGUAAGGACCUGUACAUUGGGAAGGCAGUGCAGAAGGCUUAUCUAGAGGUGACUGAGGAGGGAGCAGAGGGAGCCGUUGGGUCAGGAAUGAUCGCCCUGACCAGGACUCUGGUGCUGUACCCACAGGUCAUGGCCGAUCACCCGUUCUUCUUUGUUAUCAGAAACCGGAGAACAGGGUCCAUCCUCUUCAUGGGCAGGGUCAUGACCCCUGAAGUCAUCGAGCCCAACGACCACGACUUUGACUCUAUGUAACCAUGAUGUGAAGUCACUCGCUCUAAGCCAAUCAGAACCUGACGUCAUAAACGCUACCUAUCCUCUAUUGCCAUCUUCAGCUGUAUUUUAUACUCUUUAUGGGAAAAAAGAUUCAGAACUGGAUAUUAUAUGAUAUAUUAUAUAUUGAAAUAUGACAUACAACAUAAACUGACUGUGUUUUGAUACUGGAAGCUUUAAACACUUGGAUACAG